AUGGGGUGUUCGUGUUCUCCACUCGCCGCGUGCGUGGCCCUCGUUCUUCUUCUGGCGGCCUCGUUGCUGGCGUGUCACCACGGGUGCGCGGCGGCGGCCGUGGCGGCGCCGACGCUGUCGACGGCGUCGCGGUGGGUGGUGGACAAGAGCGGGAGCCGGGUGAAGCUGGCGUGCGUGAAUUGGCCGUCGCACCUGGAGCCGAUGCUGGCGGAGGGGCUGGGCAAGCGGCCCGUCGGUGCCAUCGCCGGGGAGGUGGCCGCCAUGGGGUUCAACUGCGUCAGGUUCACGUGGCCCACGUUCCUGGUCACCAACGCCUCCUACUCCGACCUCACCGUCGCGCAGUCCUUCCAGCGGCUCAACCUCACAGAGUCGCUCGCCGGCAUCAGGGCCGUGGUGACCAGCCUGGGCGAGCACAACGUGAUGGUGAUCCUGGACAACCACCUGAGCAAGCCCGGCUGGUGCUGCAGCAACACCGACGGCAACGGCUUCUUCGGCGACACCUUAUUCGACCCGGACGUCUGGGUCGACGGCCUCACCAAGAUGGCCACCAUGUUCGCCGGCGUCCCCAACGUCGUCGGCAUGAGCCUUCGCAACGAGCUCAGGGGCCCCAGGCAGAACGCGAACGACUGGUACAAGACUGGAACAGUGCACACUAUUGCAGAGCUAUCUUUACAUCUCUCUGCAGUCUGCACUGCUCCUGCACAACAUGUGAAGUUGGUAGCCGCACGGCUGGCAAGCGGUGCAGUUGACCGAGCUGCUGACAACCACCCGCGUCGACACGCACGCAGGUACAUGCAGCACGGCGCGGAGGCGGUGCACGCGGCGAACCCGCGCGUGCUGGUCAUCCUCUCGGGCCUCCAAUUCGACAACGACCUGGCCUUCCUCAACUCGCGCCCGGUGAACCUCAGCUUCACCGGGAAGGUGGCGUUCGAGGUGCACUGGUACAGCUUCUCCAACACUCCCGAGUGGAGCUCGGGCAACGCCAACCAGGCGUGCGCGCGCAUCACUGCAGGCAUCACCCGCCGCGCCUUCUACCUGCUCGACAAAGGGUGGCCCGUCAUCCUCAGCGAGUUCGGCGUCGACAACCGCGGCGUCAACACCAACGACAACCGCUACUACGGCUGCGCCGCCGCCGCCGCGGCCGACCUGGACCUGGACUGGGCGCUCUGGGCGCUGCAGGGGAGCUACUACCUCCGCGAGGGUGUGCUGGGGCUGGACGAGGUCUACGGCGUCCUCGACUGGGCCUGGUGCAGGCCGCGCAACGACACCGCGCUGCGCAGGGUCCAGGCGCUCCAGCGGCCGCUCAGGGGCCCCGGCCUCGCCGAGGCGGCGCCGUACACCGUGCUGUUCCACCCGGUGUCCGGGAUGUGCGUGGUGGUGCGCCGCAGGUCGCCGACGCCGACGCUGACGCAGCCCCUUGAGCUGGGCCUGGGCCCCUGCAACGAGACGGAGGCGUGGGAGUACAGCGCGCAGCAGCAGCGGCUGGCGCUGCGGGACGCCGCGCUGCUGUGCCUCCGCGCCGAGGGCGCCGGCAGGCCCGCGACCCUUGGCGUGAGCUGCGGCGACGCGAUGGCAAGGUGGAGCCUCGUGUCGGACUCCAAGCUGCACGUCGCUGUCAACGCGACGACGUCGUCGGCCGGGAGCGAGAGCGACGGCGACGGCAUGCUCUGCCUGGACGUGGGCGCGGACGGCCGGAGCGUGGUGACCAACCCGUGCCGGUGCCUGAGCGCGGACAACAGCUGCGACCCGCAGGGCCAGUGGUUCAAGCUCGUGAGCAGCACCAGGAGCGUGGUCACCAAGCAGACCAUGCUCGCGCAGCUGCCGCUCAAGCUCAAAAACUGGAAGAUCAGGUCGUUUUGA
Miscanthus lutarioriparius is the source of this 1860-nucleotide messenger RNA. The record is from the annotation of a GenBank genome assembly. NCBI's taxonomy places the organism in Eukaryota, Viridiplantae, Streptophyta, Magnoliopsida, Poales, Poaceae.